UCCCGGGUCGUCUUUCCUACCCUCCCCUCCCCCGCCACCCCGUGGCCCCCCGCUCCCGCCCCCGCCCCGCUCCGGCGUCCCCUCCCGCGGCUGCUGGCCCCCCUGAGCCCGCGGCUGCUGCCAGAGCUAUGCUGCUGCUGGCGGCCGCCUUCAUCGUAGCGUUCGUGCUGCUGCUCUACAUGGUCUCUCCGCUCAUCAGUCCUAAGCCCCUCGCCCUGCCCGGGGCCCAUGUAGUGGUUACUGGAGGAUCCAGCGGUAUUGGAAAAUGCAUUGCGAUUGAAUGUUAUAAGCAAGGGGCAUUCAUAACCCUGGUUGCAAGAAAUGAGAACAAGUUGCUCCAGGCAAAGAAAGAAAUUGAAAAACAUUCUAUUAAUGAUAAACAGGUUGUGCUUUGUAUAUCGGUGGAUGUAUCUCAAGACUAUGGACAAGUAGAGAACGUCAUUAAGCAAGCACAAGAGAAGCUGGGCCCUGUUGACAUGCUUGUAAACUGUGCUGGGACAUCGGUUUCAGGAAAAUUUGAAGAUCUUGAAAUAAAUUAUUUUGAAAGAUUAAUGAAUAUAAAUUAUUUGGGCAGCGUAUAUCCCAGUCGAGCAGUGAUAACCACCAUGAAAGAAAGAAGGAUGGGCAGGAUUGUCUUUGUGUCCUCCCAGGCAGGACAAUUGGGGUUAUUUGGUUUUACUGCAUACUCAUCGUCCAAGUUUGCUCUUAGAGGAUUGGCUGAAGCUCUGCAGAUGGAGGUGAAGCCAUAUAACAUCUAUAUAACAAUUGCCUAUCCACCAGAUACAGACACCCCAGGUUUUGCAGAAGAAAAGAAAACAAAGCCUUUAGAAACUCAACUUAUUUCAGAGACCUCAUCACUUUGCAAACCAGAACAGGUGGCAAAACAAAUUGUCAAAGAUGCCACGCAAGGAAAUUUUAAUAGUUCCAUUGGUUCGGAUGGAUACAUGCUGUCAUCACUGACCUGUGGAAUGUCCCCAGUAACUUCUAUUACUGAAGGUCUCCAGCAGAUCGUUACCAUGGGUCUUUUUCGCACCAUUGCUUUAUUCUACCUUGGAAGUUUCGAUAGCAUUGUCCGACGAUGUAUGAUCCAGAGGGCAAAGUCUGAAACUGUGGACAAAACAGCUUGAUCAUCAUCCCGAAAAGCGGAGAAUGGUUAUUCAACAAUUUGGACAGCUUGCUGCUAACUGGAAUCUGACCUAUAGACUGUGGUGCAAGUGGGUUUGGACAGCUUUUUCUUCUUCAGGAACCUGGAGGAAAGCAAGAAGAUAAAAAUACAAUUCCAGGAAAUAUUACUACUAUGCAAAUAUGAGGAUGAAGACUUUUUGAUUCUCUGGGUUCUGAGGUAGAGAGAUGAUGGUAUGGGAAAUUAUGGAAUGUAAGAAGUGGGAGAAAAUAGGACAUCGGACUGGGUUACUCGCUGGUAAUUCAGAAUAAUGAUUUGCAUUUCUUUUCUCUUAUUAUUUCCCCAUUCCCCUACUCCUGGUGGUAAUAAGAGACCAAAAAUGAAUUUUGUGGCACAUAAAGUCAUGAAGAUUUUUUUUCUAAUUGUUUAGGUCUCAACCAAUUUCUACGGUGGCUUUCAAAACAGCUUACUUGAUUCAUGACAAUUUUUCCCCAUCGUCAGUAGGUUUACACACCUAUCUUUGUCACUGAUACCCUUUUACAGUAUAGCCGUCAUGGUUCUAUCUGCUCCUGGUGGGGAAAUAUUAGAUGGCCACACUAACUCUCGACGAUUCCAAAUGGAAGUAAAUUUUGCUGUUUGAUCACUGCUAUGAACUGGGUAGUAAGGGGAGGUCGGAAGAGAGAGGGGGAGCAGGGUAGUGCCACAGGGUAUAAUUUAAGAGACAGAGAGUUUUUAAAAAUCCCUCUUCAGGUUAAAAUGCUUGGGGAAUUUCCUUCUACUAACCUAUGGUGGAAAAGGCAGUCUUCUAAAAUGAUUUUUCAAAGAAAAAAAUAAAAUUUUAGAAACUUCAUUGUUUACAAUAUCUUAAAUAGCCAUAACCUGAAAUUCAUAUGUUCCAUUUUAUCCUACUCAUUUACUUUCCUCUUCACUUUUACCUAAGAUACUACUGUAAUAUUUACAUAAAAAAUCAGAUUAAAUUUAAUAAGAGAAUUUGUGUCAAUUAAAAGACAAGUUGUGAGAUUCUUCCAGUGGCAUAUACUUAGCUUUCAUGAAGGCUGAAGAUUGGAUAGAUUUUAUUCCCUAGGGCACCAUUCAUUGAUUGAGAUGAUAAAGGCCCAUGAUUUGCGAUACAUCUGUUCAAACCAGACAAAACAGAAGACCAAUGCCAUGCUUUUCUAAAAAUUUAUUUGGGCAACCCACACUUGGCUAUGAGAGAGCCUUACCUUUGCACCAUAUGUUAAUGAUGCCUACAUAACCUACCCUAGCAAUGCUUUUGUAAGCUGUUUUCUCUAAGAACCCACCUUGCUCCCAGGAAUGCUCUUUCCAAUGAGCAGGACCAUUGUUCAUUUGAUGGACUUCCAUAGUAAGUGCCUAUGAUGAGCUUUAGCAAAUGCUGCUUGUUUCAUACUGGCCAUUAUUAGCUCUUCUCAGUUGGAGGGCUCUUGUCUACAUUUCCAUUCUAAAGUCCUCUCCUAGGUGCAUUUGUAUAGUGAGGCCAUUUGGAUUCACUUUUAUGGAAAAAGGCCUCUUCCGGUGGUCAUAGAAAUGAUUUUGUUUUUUAAAAAUCAUAUAUAUGUAUGUGUAUAUAUACAUAUAUACAUAUAGAUAUAGAUAUAUACUUGUAGCAAAACUGGGGAGGGGAGUAAAUAUAUUGCUCUUGAUCUUUGGAGCUUCUUGGUUUAAUUUUAAAAUAAAAUGGUGUUGAAUGCCUUUAAUCCAUGAUAGCUUGAUGUAGGUUGCUUGCAGUGACUUCAUAACAUUAGACAAGGUGAGAAUAAUACUUUCUUAAUUGUGGCAUCCAGGGUAGUCUAAAGAUAUGACUUUUAGACCUAGAAAAGUUACACAUGACAGCAGAUCUGCUGAAGGGAUAUUUUAAGAGAAAUAUCGGGCUUCUUUUUUACAUAUAUAUUCCUUGUAAUAUACAGCUAUACCAUUAAAAGGAUCUGACUUCAACCAAAGCACGGGAAUGUUUUAAAGGAUAUAGCUCUAGUUUUUUUCCUAACUGGCUCGGGUCAGCACAAGACUCUCAUAACAUUGAUUAGCUUUUUUCUUCCAAAAGUUUCUGGAGCCAGAUUAUUUUGGUAGCAUCCCUCUGGUUAGGGCCCUCUUCCUUCAGAGAUCUCAUUUUAUUCCUGCAAAUAGGAUAAAUUGUGCCCUUGGUAAAAGAUAUUCAGUUAUAGUUAUGCUGAAAAGCUGGUCUUUCUUUUGUAAGGUAAUCUGCAACAGUUUUCUCUAAGGUGAUCUGCAACAAGAAUUUCAGUUCUGGAGUCCUUGGCUCUGAGUGUUUUAAGUCGCAUUGUUUUAUUAUAAUAUAUGUAUAUUUAUUUUUAAAACUUUUAAUUGCAUUUAGUCUUAAAAGUUCUAUAUGAGGUUUAGAGAAGCAUUCAUUUUGGAGAGAAAUAUAAAACAACCCUCCUAAUUUUUAAAGGAAAAGUCCCUAUUGACCUUUUUUUUUGGUCAGUUUAACAAUUUGCACAAGAAGAAAAGCUAAACUAUUCGAUUGUCGCAGGCAUGGCAGGUUGACAUCCUAAUGACACUAAUUUUUAUAUAUUUACUGCAUAUUCCCUUUUUGGUUAUGUUCAGUAUGUCACUGAAAGUUUCUGCAUUAGCUUUCCAAGAUGAUUUUUCAUUAGGUUAGAUGGCCAAAAAAAAUUAAUUAAUUAAAAUUUUCAUUAGAUUUUGGUGAAGAUACAAACAAGGAAAAAGUAGAUUGUGUGUAUCUACUAGGCAAAAUGGAUACUAAAAUAACUUUCCCUCGGCACCCCCCCCCCCCGCUCCCCGCGACAUUAUAUAUAAACCACAGAUUUAGUCAGUUUGUUGCAUCAUGUUCUCAAUAAAACAUGGAUGUCCAUUUGUGACCAACUUUCAAAAUUUGUACUUUUUUUGAUAGUCUGAUGCAUUCAUUGUAUCUUUCUCACUCCUCUGUCAUUCCCAGGAGGAAUUACAUUUAAUGUAUACACUAAUCAUGAUGUAACUCCAACCAUCCUAAAUCUCCUUGCUCAUAACUAUGGUAUGGGACAGUAACAAUAGAUUUGAUAUUUUAUUAAGUCUAAAAAGAAGGGAAUAGCUAGUUCUAUUUUUCUUGCUGUGAAAAUUCUACACACUUUUAAAUUGAUAAGGGUGUAUGUACGUGGCUAUUUUGAUAUAUACCAGAGCUUGGGCUUGUUGCUUCAUGAGCAUUUGUGCCAGAACUGUAAACUAAUUUUCAUAUCUUGUAUUUCGCAGAAACAAAAAAUAAAUGGGGAAUGAGGUUUA
Molecule: messenger RNA, 4378 nt
Organism: Dromiciops gliroides (monito del monte)
Lineage: Eukaryota; Metazoa; Chordata; Mammalia; Microbiotheria; Microbiotheriidae
Gene: KDSR
Product: 3-ketodihydrosphingosine reductase
Exons: 10
Coding region: 129-1127 (332 amino acids)
Biological process (GO): sphingolipid biosynthetic process
Cellular component (GO): endoplasmic reticulum membrane
Molecular function (GO): 3-dehydrosphinganine reductase activity
Source: RefSeq, a predicted model, not a curated record